Crotalus tigris (Tiger rattlesnake) is the source of this 2003-nucleotide messenger RNA. Its product is annotated as protein BTG3-like. Gene Ontology annotation, cellular component: nucleus; cytoplasm. The transcript has 3 exons. Lineage: Eukaryota; Metazoa; Chordata; Lepidosauria; Squamata; Viperidae. The annotation marks the transcript as partial. Gene Ontology annotation, biological process: negative regulation of mitotic cell cycle; negative regulation of cell population proliferation. The record is from RefSeq and is a predicted model, not a curated record.
UUGUUCUUUGCUUUCCUUCUUCCCAGAUGCAUCCGGAUCAAUAGGAAGCACCACAUUGAUGAUUCCCUCCUAAAGGCGUGCACGGCCUGCGGUCUGGAUUAUUCAGAAUUAGCGUUGCCCAGGGAAAUUUCCAUCUGGAUUGAUCCUGGGGAAGUCUGCUGCAGGCUUGGUGAGAAUAACCAGUACUUCACGGUGAAGGAAGAGGAGAACACCAGCGGGAAAUCAACUCCAGAGCCGGAGACGUCGGAUUAUCACUCAGAAUCCCCCUCCGAGAAUUCAGAGGAUGAAAGUCUGGCCAAGUUUUCUAAGACAACAAAUCUGGGCAAAACUCGGCCGGCUGGGAAAAACAGUCCCAAACAGCCUACCCAGUAUUUCUACGUUCCAGCUCCUCUGUGGGUCCCGUGCCCUCAAAAUGUGGUCAGCUACAUUCCAACCUACCAGCCAUUAGCGUUCUACUAUGUUGACGUUCCCUCAAAAUCACCUGUGCCCAGAAAACCCAACCCAAAUCUCGUGAAACGCCUUACCAAGCGGGCCUCCAAAGCAUGAAGACGUGUUGGGUGGACAUCUUGGUCCCUCGACAUCUCAAAUCCUGCCUAGAAUAUGGCCUUGUUUACACUGACAUUGGGACGUGGGAAGAAAACAAUUGUUUUAUUCUCUUUCAGGUGGUUGCUAACUCUUGGCUAUUCUCCUCAGGUGGGGAAUCACCAAGAGUUACCCUCUUCACCUUCAGACCCCCCCCCAAGCCAAAAGAGUGUGGGGGGAGGGGUGGCACUGCCUUGUUUCUAUGGUGCCAAACAAGUGUAGCAUUAGCAUUGUAUAUUAUUUAGCACUUCAGCAUAGUAGGGAUAAAACUGGAGACCUGGGUUUCUUCUAUGUUGCACUCAGCAGGGGAGUGGGAUCUAAGAGUUAGAGCAGAAUGCGGCGGGAACGAGGAUGGGAAAAGGUUUGGUUGUGGAAACUGAAAAAACAAGAGGGGAAAGAAAAACCAGGUCAACAAGCUUCUGUGCCCAGCCAACUUUGCUUAAGGUAUUUUACGGCUUCUGCAAAACCUGGCUAAUCGUGACUCAAUUACGUGGGUGUGUCCUGUGAUUUGAAAAAGCAUAACCAACUAUUUGCUGUUAUCAGCAGGCAAGGGGAUUCACUGUUGAUGUUUGUUUCAUAUGUUGCCCCCUUCCAGUUGUUGAAUCAGGGAUUCUCAAAACUGCAGAUCAGGAACCUGGGGGGUAGGAUAGACAACCUUCUUUUGUAGGGAGGGUCAAAAUCUGUGGGGUUUUUUUUUGUUUGUUAGUUUGUUUUAGCUUGAUGGACUUUGCUCAAACAAAGUUGAGUUCUGAUACAUUGACGCCUGUCUCCUCUUUGUCUGUGGAACAUUCAGCAAGCAAUGGGCCAGCAAAAGUUGAGAUUACAAUUCGAAAACCAUGAUGAAUAAUUUUGAGAGGCAGUUUGGGUGAAGUGGUGAUGAACACCAGCUGGAUGACCUUGAGCCAGGCACUUUCUCUCAGCCCUAGGAAAGAGGCAUUGGCAAAGCCACUGCCAAAAAAAAAGCUGCAGAGAUUUCUCUGGCAGUCUCGGAGAAUUGGACCAGACUCUUUGGAAAAAGAGGGGGAAAAAAAGAUUAGUAAUGAUUUUUACAAUCCAUUCUAACCCCCAAUAAAAUCAUUUGUUUUAUUUAUAGUGGCUUGCAGAAAUUAAUUUAUCCAUUUUUGGGUUCCUGGUACUGUCGAAUUUGAGAAUCCCUAGCUAAUCCAGUUUCUGUUAAUGAUGAGACUAAAAAGAUUGUAUUGUGAACUCUUGUUAUAUAUUGCUCAGCUAUCCAUGCCUUUGGCUUUUGAACUCUUUAUUUCUACAUUUCCAGAUAUUAUGUUUGCAACUUAAGGGCUUGAAACUAAAGGGGGGGGGAGAGCUGAUAUUUUGAAAAUAAUUUUUAUACCCGAAAGCAAUUUCUGUCAUUGCAAAGAGUGAGCAAGUUAUAUACAAGGCUGCAGAAAUAAUACUUAACCUAC